UUUUCCGCUUACCUCAGACAUUCCGAGGUAAUUCCUGGUUUUGGGAGACGAGUAUAAAGCUGGAGCUGGGGCUGCACUGACGGCACACGGACUUGUUAAGACUUGCUGCUUGGUGCUGUCGACUCUCUCAGGGCUCCCGAACCACUCUCACCAGUAACGCAAUGGAGGCUGCCAUCAACACCCUGGUCAACCAGUUCAAGACCUUCGCUGGGAAUGAUGGGAAGGACGAAACGCUGAGCAAGGAGGAGUUCAAGAGCCUGGUGACAUCACAGCUCCCCACCCUGGUCAAGAAUGGCAGUGACCCCGCAGUAAUCGAGGGGCUAAUGAACUCAUUGGAUCAGAACAACGACGGGGAGUUGACCUUCAUGGAAUUCUGGCAGCUGAUUGGCCGGCUGGCGAACAAGCUGGGCGGCUACAGCCAAUAGGGACUCGGAGCUUCCGGAAUGGGGCGUGACAUCGCGGUGUAUUAUUGUUGUCAUCUGUGUUCAAUUCUUUUUAUGUCAUGUAUUUGGGAUUCUAAAUAAAUAUAACUUGUGUGAAACUUUACAAA
Acipenser ruthenus (sterlet) is the source of this 550-nucleotide messenger RNA. RefSeq names its product protein S100-A13-like. The coding region runs from base 162 to 425 and encodes 87 amino acids. The transcript has 3 exons. NCBI's taxonomy places the organism in Eukaryota, Metazoa, Chordata, Actinopteri, Acipenseriformes, Acipenseridae. Gene Ontology annotation, molecular function: transition metal ion binding; calcium ion binding. Gene Ontology annotation, cellular component: perinuclear region of cytoplasm. The record is from RefSeq and is a predicted model, not a curated record.